This is a messenger RNA of Numida meleagris (helmeted guineafowl), 2717 nucleotides long. It is a transcript of the gene CREB3, whose product is annotated as cAMP responsive element binding protein 3. Gene Ontology annotation, cellular component: nucleus. Gene Ontology annotation, molecular function: DNA-binding transcription factor activity, RNA polymerase II-specific; RNA polymerase II cis-regulatory region sequence-specific DNA binding. Bases 347 to 1681 code for a protein of 444 amino acids. The transcript is spliced from 9 exons. Gene Ontology annotation, biological process: regulation of transcription by RNA polymerase II. Lineage: Eukaryota; Metazoa; Chordata; Aves; Galliformes; Numididae. The record is from RefSeq and is a predicted model, not a curated record.
ACGGCACCGCGGGGCGCUGGGCGCGGUGCGUGGACGCGGCCGUGGGCCCUUCGGUGCGGGUGGAGCGGACCGGACCGGACCGGCGCUCCUACGGCGGCCUCGCGCUCCCCGGAGCGGCUGCGCUGCGCACGGAACGUGUCUGUGGCCCGGCCGGCCCCUGCCUGCCCGCCCGUUCUCUCUCCUCGCGCUGCCCGGCCGUAGAGGCCCGGCGCGGCCCGGCCCGCCCCUCGCCCUCCCGCCUCCCCCGCACGGCGCCCGCCGCCGCCCAGGCCCGGCUUCGCCCUUCCCCCUUCGCUCUUAACCUUCGUGGCGCCUUCCCGCUGGGGCCGGGCGCUUCCCGGCUCCGAUGGCGGGCCCCGAGCCUCUGGCCGCGCUGCCGGACGGGGACCUGCUCGAGUUCCUGCUCAACGAUGACGCGCCGGCGGCGGGGAGCCCCGCGGGGGACGGCCUGCUGCUGGGGGACUGGGCUCUGCCGGAGCUCGAGCUCCUGGACAAGGAGAUGGACAGCUUCAUCAACUCCCUGCUGAGCCCCUGUGAGGAUGAGCCGUGCCCGCUGCAGGGCUGUUUGCCUGCUGACAGUGACAGCAGCACUUCUGAGGAUCAGAACCCAUUCCAUAGCUCUGGCAGCGAUGUUGCCAGCAGCCCUCAGAGCUCAGACGUUGUGCAGUUUGACCACAACUAUUCCCUCCAUCAAGAUUGGCCAGCACUGGAAAGUGUGAGGUCUGACAUGGCAGAAGGAGAUGUUUCCAUUGACCUCGAGACGUGGAUGUGUUUGGAAGGCACAAAUGAGACGCUGGAACAGAGCUGCAGUUUUCCAAUCACUGUUGCUGUGGAUGCUGGAUCCCAGCUUAUACCUGGAGCCCCCAUGCAGUCUAACUUCCCAGAGCUUGUCCUGACUGAGGAGGAGAGGCAGCUUCUGGAGAAGGAUGGUGUUUCCUUACCAACCUGUCUGCCACUGACCAAAGCUGAAGAACGACUUCUGAAGAAAGUGCGUCGGAAGAUCCGGAACAAGCAGUCAGCCCAGGAUAGUCGUCGCAGGAAGAAGAUCUAUGUUGAUGGCCUGGAGAGCAGGGUGGCAGCUUGCACAGCCCAAAACCAUGAGCUGCAGAAGAAGGUGCAACUGCUGCAGAAGCAGAACAUGUCUCUGCUGGAGCAGCUGCGAAAACUGCAGGCCUUGGUGAGACAGUCCACCACCAAAACUACCACAGCAAGCACCUGCAUCAUGGUCCUCGUCCUUUCCUUCUGCCUCAUUCUCUCACCCAGCCUCUACUCGUUCGGCAGCAGAGGGCCACAGCCAGAGUUCAGAGUGCUGUCACGGCAGAUUCGUGAGUUCCCAAACAAGGUCUGGCAGGCAGCACCUGCUGUGCAGGAGGAAGUUGCACUGGAGAGGCUCAGCCCGGAGCCUGAAGACACGUCGCUGUUGGGCAGCCUCAAUCAGUCACGGGAAGAGGGGCAGAGUCCACCCAAGCCUGAUCCAAGAUCUGCAUUCAACAGCAACUCAUCCUUUGACCCUCCGGUGACAGCGGGCUCUGAGCUGGGCCGUCCCCAGCCGCAGGAGCAGCACUCCCAGAGAGGCACCUUGCACUCGGAAGUGCUGGCGACAUGGAAAGAUGAGAGUCAGGAGUGGGUGGAGCGCACCACCAGCGUUGUCAUCCAGCAGCACCGCACCGACGAGAUGUGACCAUCCCCUCCUUGCUGCCUGACAGGGUGAGGCUGGGCACCCUGCUGGGGAGGGUCAGCCAGAACUGUAUUAAUGGAUAAUCUGUAAAAGCAAAUGCUUUUGUAUCAUCUUGUGAUUGCUGGCAGCUCAGAGGGUUUGACAGAGAGGAAUCAUUUUAGAGAUGAUCUAUUUCUACACUCUGCUCUGUACAUCUGUAACAGGAGCCUAUCCAAGAUGAGGUAGGAAACUCUUGGAGCUUUGUUCCCUGCAGUCUUGGGUAAGCCUUCGCUCUUACUGGGGAAGGGCUCUGGUCUGGAGAUUGAAAGCAAGUGGGCCUGAGGUGUGAGUACCUGCAGGCUGCUGCUGAUGAAUGCUGCUGCCUCGCUUCUUCCCUGCCCGGAUGGAGGUGAACAGGCUUGGUCCUGCGCUUCCUACUAUGUCUGUUGGCCACAAGUACCUGUCCCUUGUUGCUUCUUUUUAGUCCUACGGUGAUUUCUGAUUUCUCAGUGUGAUGCUGAUCUUCAGUGCCGGGACAGGGAGUGGUCUUGCCCUUGCAGCAGACCCUGCACUUCCCCUGUUCUUGCUCACUAUUGAGCUAUGGGCACAGCUUUUGGCGUAGCUAAAGGAGGUCAUGGGGAAUUCUUUCCAAGCUAUGUGUGCCAGUUUCCAUCACAGAGGCCUGAGCUGCUCUGCUCCUGAAGCUCUGGGAGCUGGGCUUCUGCCCUUUGGGGAGAUGAGAAAGCUUUCUGCAAGACUACCAACAGCAGCAGAGAGCUGAGAGAAGCAGAGCCUCUUAUUCUGAAGGUUUUCUCUUCUGCAUGUGGGGUUCAGAGCUGUGCUGUGAGCUUGAGCUUUGCUGCACUGACCAGUGAGGCUUUUAGCUGGCUCUCGUUGCUCUGUGAGGCUGAGCAGAAGCACUUUGCACUGAGGCUUUGUGUUCUUCCGGGAAUACAGUUGAGUGGUACCUGUUGAGCAUAUCUCCUUGUUCUACUUCAGAUCUAAGCAGAUGACAUUUCCUUGUUAAUGAUGGGAAAAUAAAACAUUGCCCUCUGUGCAA